This is a messenger RNA of Ruditapes philippinarum (Manila clam), 1086 nucleotides long. Its product is annotated as acyl-CoA dehydrogenase family member 10-like. Lineage: Eukaryota; Metazoa; Mollusca; Bivalvia; Venerida; Veneridae. The record is from RefSeq and is a predicted model, not a curated record. Gene Ontology annotation, molecular function: oxidoreductase activity, acting on the CH-CH group of donors; flavin adenine dinucleotide binding.
GUGUUCAACUGUUCAGCACCAGAUACAGGAAACAUGGAGGUAUUAGUCAAGUAUGGUACAGAGGAACAGAAACAAAAAUGGCUUACCCCACUGUUAAACGGGGAGAUCAGAUCCUGUUUUGGAAUGACAGAACCUGCUGUUGCCUCAUCAGAUGCCACCAAUAUUCAGUCAUCUAUUGAAAGAGAUGGAGAUUUUUAUGUGAUAAAUGGUAGAAAAUGGUGGACAUCAGGAGCCAUGCACCCAAAAUGUAAAAUAUGUAUAUUCAUGGGUAAAACUGAUACAAAGGCAUCUACACAUAAACAACAGAGUAUGAUCCUUGUUCCCAUGGAUGCACCAGGGGUCAAGAUUAUACGACCUUUAAGUGUGUUUGGUUACGAGGAUUCUCCAGCUGGCCAUGCAGAAGUGCUGUUUGAGAAUGUACGUGUUCCUGCUUCAAAUAUGUUAUUAGGUGAAGGUCGGGGAUUUGAGAUAGCUCAAGGUCGUUUAGGACCUGGUAGAAUACAUCAUUGUAUGAGGCUUAUAGGUCAUGCAGAAAGGUCACUGAGCCUUAUGAUUGAUAGGACUAUGAACAGAGUAGCUUUUGGGAAGCCCUUAGCGGCACAGGGAACCAUUCAGGCAGACGUGGCACAGUCUAGAAUAGAAAUUGAACAAACAAGGUUAAUGGUGCUUAAAGCUGCACAUAUGAUGGAUCACUAUGGUAACAAGGUUGCAGCCAAUGAUAUUGCAAUGAUCAAAGUUGCUGCACCAAAUAUGGCUCUACGAGUUAUUGACAGAGCUAUACAGAGUCAUGGAGGUGCAGGAUUAAACUAUGAUUGUCCGCUGCCUUACUUUUUUGCUGCGGCCAGGACACUACGACUUGCAGACGGCCCUGAUGAGGUUCAUAGACGGACAGUUGCUGCCAGAGAAUACAGAAAACAUGCCAAACUGUGAUAUUUAAAAUACCUAAUUGUUGAUAAUAUUCAAAAACAUUUAAAAUACCGGUAGAAGAAAUAAGUUAAAUUGACAGGUGAAUGUGGCGUCAAAAACAAAAUGUUUAAUAUGAGAAUGUUUUAAUGUUAAAUGCAUUAAAAUAAAUGUUAUGAAUUA